AUGGCUUUGGGAUUCAAGGUGAAGGGCUAUAUAUCUUAUGAUUUCUAUGAGAAAUCAUGCCCUCAUGUUGAGGACAUUGUUAGAAGUGCCCUUCAAGCUAUCCUUCCCUCUGAUCCCACUGCACCUGCAGCUUUGCUGAGGCUCAUGUUCCGUGACUGCCAUGUUCAGGGCUGUGAUGCGACGAUCCUUAGUGAUCCUGGCAUGGAAAAUGUUCCUAUGGAGAUGGCUUCGCGUAGGAAUUUUGGAAUUCAACAGAGAGAGCUAAUUGGCAUUUGA
This is a messenger RNA of Dovyalis caffra, 276 nucleotides long. The record is from the annotation of a GenBank genome assembly. Lineage: Eukaryota; Viridiplantae; Streptophyta; Magnoliopsida; Malpighiales; Salicaceae.